Tetranychus urticae (two-spotted spider mite) is the source of this 902-nucleotide messenger RNA. RefSeq names its product conserved oligomeric Golgi complex subunit 7-like. The record is from RefSeq and is a predicted model, not a curated record. Gene Ontology annotation, biological process: Golgi organization; retrograde vesicle-mediated transport, Golgi to endoplasmic reticulum; intracellular protein transport. Gene Ontology annotation, cellular component: COG complex. NCBI's taxonomy places the organism in Eukaryota, Metazoa, Arthropoda, Arachnida, Trombidiformes, Tetranychidae.
UUUGUAUCGAUGAUAAAAAUAAAAUAAUUCCUCAAUUACGUCUUUCACAAGAUAAUCAAACUAAACUAAUGUGAAUUUCUAUGGUCAACUAACUGUGGUCUACUAACUAUGGUCAACUAAUUUGAAAUACAUUUUUAAACGAAAUCAUCAAAGUAUUUAACAUAAAAAAUUAGUAUUUCAUGCUUUAAUACAUCAAGUUUUUUAAUGUCUAAUAUCUGGCAAAAAGGGAGACUUAUUUUGAUGAGAGACGGAGCCACAUGUGAUAAACAAAAAUAAAAUCUGUAUUUUUUGUGAUAAUAUUGAUCAAAACGUAUGUCUUGAUUUCAGUGUUAUAGCUAAUUUGAUAAAUUACCGAUCUUCAAGAAUUGCAUCGCCUAAAUCAAAAAUCUAUCUGUUAAUGAAUAAAUAAUGGAUUUUAAAGCAUUCACUGAAGAAAAUUUUAAUUCAGUUGAUUGGAUCAAUGAUACUCUUAAUUCUGCACCUAAGGAAAAUAGAGAAAACUAUGCUUCUAAUAUUGUCUACAAGCUUCAAUUAUUCAUCCAGGAAAUCAACCAAUCUCUGGAAGAGACUGCGUUAAGUGUUAUUGGUAAUUUGCCCAAAUUGAAUCGAGACAUUGAUGUUUUGUGUGAACAGGCUAGGACUUUCAAGAAUGAUUUAGUUGCAAUAAAAGGGAAUGUUGACAAACUUUCUAUGGACUCAGACCUACGAAUGUCUCAAUUAGCUGAAAUAGAUCAUGCAAAACAAGUUAUUGAGGACAAAUUAGUUGCACUUAAUGAGAUAAAUAACCGAGAUCAGUCUUGAUUCUUAAUUUUUUUACUAUUAAAAUGUUGCCAUCUCAGAUAUUUUAAUAUCAAAUGUAAUUUUGUAUCAAUCGGAUAAAUAUAACAUGCCUUGACUAAUAA